Messenger RNA from Saccharomyces kudriavzevii IFO 1802, 444 nucleotides. RefSeq names its product Aim29p (gene AIM29). The record is from RefSeq and is a predicted model, not a curated record. Lineage: Eukaryota; Fungi; Ascomycota; Saccharomycetes; Saccharomycetales; Saccharomycetaceae. The transcript has a single exon. Bases 1 to 444 code for a protein of 147 amino acids.
AUGACAACGGCCCAUCAUGAUUACGACCUGGAGGAGCCAUUGACCUCAACUGCCAGACCGCUAAAGAAUUCUGUGAUUACGGUCAGAAUAAUAAAGUCUUUCCCGUACAGAAACGUCAAGAAUAUAGUGUUGCAUGAUUAUGAUCUUGCGGACAAGACGGCAAAGGACUUGUUCAAUGACGCUUUGAACAAAAUCCAGAAUGACGGCUCAUUGAGACCGUUCCGUAACGUUAAGUACGAUACUCUAAAGGUAUAUACACACGCACACGGUUCCAAGACGGUCAAUCUUGUGAUCAAUUUCGAUCACGAUGAAGACUGGAUUUUGGACUUGCAGAACGAUAAAAAGAAGCUGUUUGAAUACGGUAUUGAAAAUGAAACCGAGAUUUCUCUCUUCAACAAGGAUGACUACUUGAGGUUCAAAGAAAACCCUGAAGAAAAAUGGUAA